GCUAUCACUGCGGCGGGUAGUGCUUAACUCUCUACCUUUCUUACCACCCACUGUUCCAGAAGUAGCCACGCAGUGUCUCCUUGUGUCUAGCUAUGCCUAUCGCUUUCGUUUACACCUAUUUAUACAACAAGGGGCUAAAGAGUGCACUGACUAUGACCCAAUGCCACCCCAUCACCAAACACAGGCGGCUUAGCUCUGGGUGAGCGCGGCAAAAUGCUACAGCUCGAGAAAGAUCAAGAGCAGAUGAGCAGACUGUCCUUUCAGUCUUUGGGGGGCGCCUCGUCUCGCUCCGUCCUUGGUGCUGGACCUGGAGCCACGCCAGUCACGAUCACACCCGCGUGCUCGCAGUCCUCAACCUCUGGGCAGCCCGGCGCGUCGACGAUUGACAACGAUACUAUCCGCAUUGGCAGUGCAGUUGCGAGCACUGGCGGCGGUACAGCUGCGAGUACUGGCGGUGGUACAGCUGUGAGUCCGUCGAGCCUGAAGCCGAAGGCAGACGGUGAGGGGGCAUCUGGUAAGCCUCCAGUGUCUUCGCCUCCCAAGAGCCAGGGCGACAGCUUCUUUGCGGUACUAUCACGCUGUUGCUUUCAUUGUUAUCCCAGCUGUCUCGUGUUACUAUGCACUCAACUGGUGCCUUGGUGAUUAACUACGUGACUUUAACACAGACGUCAACUAUCACUCCACAAAACACCCCAUACCCAGGCGUUCGAGAAGGAGACAGUUCUCUCCCCUGCGCAAUAUGCGGAGAAAAUGAAAGAGGUC
Molecule: messenger RNA, 762 nt
Organism: Amoebophrya sp. A25
Lineage: Eukaryota; Dinophyceae; Syndiniales; Amoebophryaceae
Source: the annotation of a GenBank genome assembly